This is a messenger RNA of Oryza sativa Japonica Group (Japanese rice), 2718 nucleotides long. RefSeq lists its product as uncharacterized. Gene Ontology annotation, biological process: response to endoplasmic reticulum stress. The record is from RefSeq and is a predicted model, not a curated record. Gene Ontology annotation, molecular function: protein binding. Lineage: Eukaryota; Viridiplantae; Streptophyta; Magnoliopsida; Poales; Poaceae.
CUCUCAAUUCACUCCUCGUCUCCUCCUCCUCCUCCUUCACAUCGAAGCAUAUUCUCGUGAAGCCCUCGAGGAGGAACAAGAACAACCAAGAAACACUCCUCCUUCUCCUCCUCAUCCUAGUUCAGUGCAGCGCGAUCGUCUCCUCCUCUUCUUCUUCUUCUCCAUGGAACAGUAGCGGUGGUGGCCGGGUGGGUUUUGUUUUUGUUUUUGUUUUGUUUUUUGGCAGCCGCGCCGAUCGAAUCUUCCUCCCAAGAGUCAAAAUGAUGGUGAAGAAAAAAACCUCUUGGAGCCAGAUUGUGAAAAAUGGCAGGCCAGCAAACACGUCUGUUACCACAAGAAACCUCCGACCACAAGAUCUUGGGGCUGUGAUAUUUGGCUGCACAAACAAUACCAUCGCAGAGUGUCACUCACGGCAACUUUUCGGCUUGCCAAGAACACAUCUCUCCUAUGUACAAAAUAUCAAGGAAGGCCUACCUCUGUUCCUGUUCAAUUACGAUGACCGCAAACUAUAUGGUAUUUAUGAAGCUGCGAGCAAUGGCAAGUUCUGUCCUGAAUCAAAUGCAUGGUUACAAGAUGGCAAGGGAAAGACCAGCUAUCCUGCUCAGGUUGCCAUGCGGAUCAAAGUGUGGUGUGUUCCACUAGCAGAAAGUCAGUUUAGAGGUGCUAUUCUAGCCAACUACUACCAGAGGAUGCCUGGCGCUCCUGGCCAGAAGCUUCAUUUUUUCCAGUUUGAAUUGGAUCAUGCACAAACACGUGCUUUGAUGGAUAUGUUUACCCCUUCACCUUCUACCAACAAUGGCUGGUCGCCUCCUGUUGCACAACCUGCUGAUGAGCAUGUGAGAUCGUCAUGGGCACCAGUGUAUGCGGGGAAUAAUGGUCUCAAAUCUGAGAAGAUUGUAAAGUCAUAUGCGGAUGUGGUAAACAAUAACAAAUUUGAGCAAGUUAGAACAGGAGAUGUGGUCCAUGUGGAUGCAGAGCAUGCUAGCUCAGGUAAUGAACAUGUCAAUGGUUUUGAUGAUCUGGAUUGUGGAGACACAACCCCAGAGAGUGAGGAGUAUGCACUAUCGGGUAAGGAGGUUGAAGUGCAACAACAACAGCAGCAGCAGCAACAAGAACAGUCUGGUCAGCAGGAUAAGCUUAGCUUUAAAGGGGUACUAGAAAAGCUCAAGAUGUUGUCUGUCCAGCAGAGGAAGUCUACUUUUUAUGCCAAUGCUACUGAAACUGAAAGUAUUGAUGCGUAUAGCUGUAAGGAUGUACAAGAUGAUUUGCCAGAAAACUUAGAUUCUGAAGUAGAUCAGUUCUCCUGGGGGCAUUCUAAGUUGCUGAUGCACUCAUUGGACUCAGAGUCCUGUACAGAAGUCAAGUUGGUAGAUAUAGUCAAAGAGUUAUAUGAGCGGAUAGCGAUCAUGGAGAAGAAGCAGGCUUGGUCCAAUAAAGAACUCAAAUACUUACAAGGUGUGAACGAGAGGUUACUAAAAAGAGUUGUGGAGCUCAAGGGCACGGUGAAGACAUUGAAUUCAAAGAUAGAUCCUUUAACCCUUGAUGAUUCCCUUAGCCAGUUUGUUGAACAAUGUUUGGGUUCAGAAGAUGUCAUUUAUCUAGUUGGUGGUUUUGAUGGCUUCUCACAUUUGCCAUCACUAGACUCUUUUUCCCCUUCAUUGGACGUACUAACACCUCUCAAAUCAAUGGCUGUUGGAAAGUCAUAUGCCUCAACUGUUGCAUUAGAUGGCAAGAUAUUUGUUCUUGGUGGUGGUGAUGGAGUCUGCUGGUUUGAUACAGUCGACUGUUAUGACCGAAGACGUGAUGAUUGGACCACAUGCCCAUCAUUUACUCAUGAUAAAGGGAGCCUUGCUGCAGUUAGCUUCAAUGGAAAAAUCUAUGCAUAUGGUGGUGGAGAUGGAAAUGAGUGUUUCUCUGACGUUGAAGUAUUUGAUCCUGCUUAUGGAAAGUGGAUUAAAAAUCAGUCUAUGCUGGAUAAGCGCUUUGCUCUAGCAGGCGUGGAACUUAACGGUGCAAUUUAUGCAGUUGGAGGCUUCAACGGUGUUCAAUAUCUUAGCUCUGCUGAGAGACUUGAUCCUCGGGAGCCUAGCUGGAAAAGACUCCCAAAGUUGAGUACAGGAAAAGGUUGUCAUACACUGGCAGUGCUUGAUGACAAGAUAUUCUCAAUUGGCGGUUAUGACGCUGAGGCUAAAACAAUGGUGGCUACUGUCGAGUUGUAUGAGCCAAGGAUGCCAUCAUGGGUGAUGGCUGAACCCAUGAACUACAACAGAGGAUAUCAUUCUUCAGCUGUACUUGGUGGCUCGAUCUUCGCUUUUGGUGGGGUGAAAGGUGAAGGAGAUGCAAUCUUGGAUGUGGUGGAACGCUACAAGGAAGGGUGUGGUUGGGUGACUACCGAGUCGAGGUCAAUUGGCAGGAGGUGCUACUGCUCGGCCAUUGUUCUCUGACUCUCAAUAUCGACGCUGUGAAUUUAGUUAGCUUUCUGACAAGGGAACAACAAACAGAUAGUUAAAGAACUUAGAAGGCUCUUCUUUUGGCUGAAUUUAGAGCUGUAGACAUACAUAAGCUCUUACCCUAAUCUUUUGCAUGAACUAGAAAACCGUUCAAUGUUGAGCUAUUUUGUUGAUACUGCAAAAAUCUGAUGCAAAAAUCAGUUUGGUACUAAACAAGAUGAGAAUUCCAUGAAUGAAUAUUUGAUAGAACUGUGAUUAUUAACUGACA